AUGGCUAGUGUUAAUAAGGAGCCAGACGGGCCUCCUGUUUACCCUAACUAUGCUCUGCUCUUAAAGAGAGAAGCUACCUUUAAAGAGGGAUGGCCCGAGCUUUUAAAAAGAUUAUUACCCAACCUAGCCAAAGCCGGAUUUUAUUACAGGGGAGUGGGUGAUAAGACCAUUUGUUUUCAUUGUGGUUUGCAUUUCACCAACUGGGAUCCCGAGGACGAUCCUUAUGUAGAACAUGCUUAUUGGAACCCUAAUUGUCCUUACAUCAAUACCUAUAAAGGACGUGAGUGGGUGAUGAAUGUAUUCAUUAUCUCUUUAGAUCAGCUGGGAUACAAACUUUCACCUCAAAUUAAACUUCUACUAAACCAAACCUCUACAGAGAUUCAGGCCACAGGAAAAUGUCACAUUUGUUUAGAGGGAGAAUUACAAAUGGCUUUACUCCCUUGUGGACACGUAUGUUUGCUGUUCAUUAUGUGCUCCCACCUUCCGGUAUUGUCCCAUCUGUCGAUCCGAUGUGAAGAGAACCCAACGUAUAUUUCUGUGUUUAAUAAAAAGGAUUGA
Molecule: messenger RNA, 558 nt
Organism: Saccostrea echinata
Lineage: Eukaryota; Metazoa; Mollusca; Bivalvia; Ostreida; Ostreidae
Product: baculoviral IAP repeat-containing protein 7-B-like
Exons: 1
Coding region: 1-558 (185 amino acids)
Biological process (GO): regulation of cell cycle
Cellular component (GO): nucleus; spindle microtubule; cytoplasm
Source: RefSeq, a predicted model, not a curated record